This is a messenger RNA of Labrus mixtus (cuckoo wrasse), 4967 nucleotides long. Its product is annotated as bcl-2-like protein 11. Bases 343 to 1032 code for a protein of 229 amino acids. NCBI's taxonomy places the organism in Eukaryota, Metazoa, Chordata, Actinopteri, Labriformes, Labridae. The transcript is spliced from 4 exons. The record is from RefSeq and is a predicted model, not a curated record.
AGUCUAUAUUCUAAGAGAGAGACAGACGGAGAGAGGAAGGAAACCCUCACAGUGCAGACAAAAGCGGGUUUCUCGCUGGACUUUGUUUACCUCCUCUGCUGCUGUUUCCACUCGAACGAGGCGGAUUAAUCAACCACUCAGCGGGGGAAACUUCAGCGCAAACUCUGGGAAUUAUUUAAUUGUCAUUAUUUGAAACUUUUGUUUUUCCUGAAGUGUGUGUUUUUUCCUCACUUUGGACCUUUGGAUUCUAUUUGGACUUGCGGUAUUAUAAUCAAGACAUUUUUUAUUACCAACUUGUCACCGUUUUAUUUUCUGAGGCGUCAGUGAUGGCCCACCACUGACAUGCACCGUCCGUCCAGACCACCGAACCGGUUGGAUGGCUCGCCCACAGUAACGGAAUCACACGGGACCAGAGGAGAUCCACCACAAACCUCCCGUUCAGACAACAGCGAUUCCACGGGAGGAGGAGAGCCGGACUCGCCGUCCCGGUGCAGAUUCAAACCAGUCUCCCCUGUGGACAGUCUCGGCGUGUUCCAGAAGAGAUCUAUAUUUCACCUUCCUCGCCGCGCCUCGAGUGGAUACUUCUCCUACGACGGAGACUCGCUGCCGAGCUCUCCGCUCUCCCCGAGGCCGCUGACGGCCGACAAAGCCACGCAGACUCCCAGCCCCAGUGGCCAGGUGAUGCAACACGCUCUGCAGCGCAUGACUGAGGCGCACGGAGGAGGACCGGGGACGCAGCAGCAGUACGGGCACUCUCCCAGCCUCACUAGCCGGCGACAACGGACUGCAGCAGGGGACAUGCAGGCGGAGGCUAUUGGACGAGAUCUCCGACGCUUUGGAGACAACUAUAAUAGACUACUGCUAAGGGGAAUGGCAGGUAGACAUGGUCGGCUUGAGGUCCAUCCAAACCCGCAGCCGCACAUCCAACCGGAGCCCACCAUGCUGCUGUGUACAGGUCUCCUGAUCCUUCUGAUUGGAUGGAUUAUCUACUUGCAAGGCAAUACAAACAGCCAUGACCACUCUCAGGUGUAGCCUUUGGGAAACCCAGCAGACGUAGCAUUUUUCUUUUAUAAAGUAUCUGUAUUCUAUCAAAUCUUGAGACUCCUUUAUGCUCUUGGGGAACAUUUGUCCCCAAAUUCCUGCCCUUUACAACGGAGGAAGAAGACUUCAGACUAUGUUUUUUAUUCAUUUUUCGUUUUUCUAAGUCAACAUCUUUGAGGAGCAAUAAUGCCUGGCUUCUCACCUCUGUUUAUUGGUCACGGCCUCUGAGCCAUUGUAAUUCAACCAAAGAGCUGGAAUUUUGCACUCCGUUCCAGGACUUGUCAGUUAACCCUGUGGAAUUUAAAAGUGCCUUGUACAAUUUCUUGUUUACUCUUCUAGCUUUUUUAAAGAUAGUUUUAUUGUACAGAGAUGGUAAGUUGUUUGCCUGAGGUUGUUAAAAUGUGAGGGUCCAUUCUGACAAAUUCCCUAUCUUUUCCCACUCAAGUUUUCACUUUGGUCAUGUCAGAUCCAGCAUGCAGACUGGGCAAAUGCAUUUUUUAUUUCUUUUUUUGCAUUGUUUCUUAUCUACAAUGAUCCUGAACGUCUGUGCCGUCUGAUGUUUUGUUACUGUAAAUUUCACUUCUACCUUUGAACUAUUUCUUCAUGAUUAUAAAAUAAUAGGAAAUGUAAGUCUUUGCUUGCAAAAGAAGUGUAAAACAGAAAGUAAAGAAUUUGGGGAGGAGGUAGAAAAACUGGAUCAGGACUGGUCAGCUUAUGCAAUGAUAAAAUUACCUAAAACUUCCUGAAGAAAUGAAUCCUGUUUGAAUAUAACUCAAUACUUGUUAUUUCUGAAUAAUUAGAAAGUUUUGUUUUUUCCUGCGUAUCAUAUUUCAAUACCCUGGUCAAGUUUUACCAGACAAUAUCUCCUUAUACAUUGGUAAGGACCUGGUCCGGGUAAUCUCUAGUCUGGUUUAUUAUUCUUUUAAAGGUACUUUAUAAUUACGCAAGAGUCCUGCAACCAAAAAAUUUGAAACAUUUUCAACUAGUCUUUUAAAGACUACACAGAAAGGUCUAGUCUUUGAAAAUGGAAAUUCAUUGUAUUUCAUGACAACUGUACAAGUUAUUGAACAAUGAUGGUAAAUUCUAGACAAUGGGACCUGUUUAUGUGAAAACUGAACAUGCCUGGACACAUUUUAUCUGUUGCGCUGCAUUUAGCAUUGAUUUUGAGGAUAUUGAAACUCUAUAGAGGGAGGAUUCCGAUCUUAGUUUUGACUAAAAAUCUUGCAUGUUUCUGUAACCACUGGAGCCAGAAUUGAUAGUGACAGCAAGUGACUUCCUCCCUACUUACUUCAGUCUGAAUUACCUCCUAAUUCCUCUCUUUUCCAGACACCUUCUCUGGACUUGGAUUUGUAAAUUUAUGAUUAGAUACAAGAGCAUGUUACCUAACUUUUCAAUACAAUACAUUUUCAAUUAUUGUCAGUAAGCAAACAUAUCAGUGGAGUGGAACUCAAAAGCACCAGAUGAUGAACAAAUGAAUAGUGAUGUCAUAUUAGCCCUUUAUACCAUCCUAAGUGUUUAAAAACCUUUACUCAAUGCUGUUUCAAUCCCAAACAUUUUUCAACAAUCUCAUAUGUCCAGCCUAUGUUGAGACUCUGGAUUACCUUCAAGCAGUUAGACUGCAGUUUGCAAACCUAGGUUUGUUGACAAGGUCAUGUUAUCCAUUUAUUAGCUCAAAGUGUGAAACUCUGCCAAGUUUCCUCGCGCCCUGCCAGGUCAUUAAACCCUCUCAGAGAGAUUUCUGGAAAACAACCAAGCACUGAAUCAUGCAGAGUAAAAGAGGGUUUUGUCACUGAAUAUUGUGCUAAAAGCAGGACAUUAAACUGUGGUGGUGAAGGUUUUGGAAGACAUUUUUAUUUUUGUUUUUAAACUCUCUAGGCUCAUCGAAACAUUUGUUCUGUUGUCAUGUGAGGAAUCACCACAAGUUUUGAAAUAGCCUGUCUACUGAAUACUAAAACAAAGAAAACAUGAUUAAAAGGAAUCAUUACAUAAAAUAAAGAUAAACAGUUGAGUAAAGUUAAAUCUAAAAAAAAAACCCGAAUCGAUUAAGUUUUUGAGCCACGAUGAAUGUUUCUUUUGUUGUCUUGACAUGAAUGCGUCACAGACUGUUAAUUCAGCUUUCAUCAUCUAAAUCUCUGAGAUACAGGCUUUGAUUGUGAUAACAUGGCUGUUAACCCUUGAAGUUUUGUUUUAAAACAUGAAAAAACCUGUAAAGAGAUUCAUAUGACUAAAAAGCAGUCAGAGCAAAGUCAUUAAAUGUCUCUAUAAUAGAGAUUGUUAGAGACAACAGAGACUCAGAAAACCACCAAAGUGAGGCCAAAUUAUCAAAAGAUGCAAACUACAAAAAAAGAGAGACUCAAGACAACUAUAAGGAUUUAUGAAACAUUAACAGAGACUUACAAAGAGACACUGCAAAAACACACAAAGAUUCAAAACAUAGAGAACCACAAUAAUACAAAAUUUUUACACCAACACCAACGUCAUUCAAAACAUCACUAAAGGUGCAUCUAGAGACAUUAAUUGAUGGUAAAGGGAUACACACAUAAGAGUUAAAACUACAAAAAGAAACAUGAACAAUAUAUUAUAUUAUUAUAUAUUGAAACAAAACAAAUACACAAAACAAUCACAGUGACUCAGAAUAACCACAAAAAAACAUGACUGCAAAGAGACACAAAACAACCAUAAAGAGUCGCAAAAUUUCAUUAUGGGGUCUUUCUCCAACUGUAUAUAGGCGCCAUAGACGGUAAAUAAACUUGGAAGAAGCGUGUGUGACGUCACCUCUUGGUUACUGAACUUUCAGUCAACUUAACGGCAGGUUAAAGCUUUCUGACAAACAGCGUUCCCAGUGCUCGCCCGUCAGUGAUCUCAGCCAUGCACUCAGGAUUCUUAUCCUUCAUAAAAUCAUAACUGAGUUAUCAAAUAAAUUCACCCCCAUACAGUGUGUGCUGAACGAGACACAAUAUCGUUUUUUCAACCAGGCUGUAAACAUGUUUAUUUCUGCUGUAAAACUUCCUUUUUUUGGAAUGGGUGUGUUUAUGACAUCUGGGGCUUCUGCAGCCGGCCUCAAGUGGACACUCGAUGAACUGCAGACUUUUGCACUCCCGCGUUGGCUUCAUUAUUCAACAGUGGAGUGUUUUCCCUGGAGUCAGUUUAAUAACAGUCCCUCUCCCUUUUCGAAGGAUUUAAAACUGAAACCACAUGAGAAUAUCAACUCGUAUUCUAUUUGUUUCUUGCUAUACUUUCAUGUUCUUAUCUGUAACAGUGGAAAUGAAUACUUCCACAUCUCCCCUCGUGUUUUCCCCUGCACCCAAUUUUCUUAGUUUUCUUUUCCUCCACUGUGAUGUAUUGAGCGCUGUGACUGUAUGCUGAAUUCUGAUAUCGUGCCAUGUGAAACCCAAGACCUCAUAUAGAAGUACUGUGUUACAGUUGGAGAGCAUGGCCAGGUGGAAACUGAAAGAUGAAUUACUGUCUUUUGAAACUGAUAUGGAAACUGUGUUUAUUCACAGCCUGUGGAUGUGAGUGACAGUACAGACAUGCUUGUGUCACAUUCAGGGCUUUUUGUUGUUUGUUUGUUUGUUUGUUUGUUUGUUUGUUUGUUUUAAAGAAGUCCACGAUCAAUAUAUGGAAAAAAAUAAAUAAUACCUUCUAUUAUUUUUUUAAUUGGAGUGUCAAAAAGAUAAAACAUAAGAGGUAAAGGGGACCCAGACACACUGCUGUGUCGUGCUGUAAAGAAAAUGCUGUACAGAAAUGUAUCUUGAGAGUCAGAAACAAACUAAUUGGAAUGAUUCCAAAGGACCCAGUUCAACUGUAGCAUUAUGUUGUUUGUUUUUGUUUAUACUUUCAUUUUACACUGAAUAUAUUGUAAUUGUGCCAUUUUAAAUUCUUGAAAUGCUUUAAACUUUUGUAAAUAAAAGCUUUUUUACAUUAAA